AUGGUGUUUCAGGACGAACAGAGUCGCGCCCAGUUGCUUCUAGAGUGCAUGACUUACGGUCGUGACGACAAAUGCAUGCGGCGUACGGUUACGCUUCGCCGCGAACUGCUAGUUCUUACUACGGCUGUCACCAUCACCUGUUCAGCCAACUCCAGUGACGUCCGGAAUCGCUGCUUACUCUGUUUCCACCUGGGGAUCAUGUGCCAUAUCCGUCAACAAGUUCAGCCAGUCAUUCCCCACCCCCCCCCGUUUGUGCCUAUACGCUGCCGGCCGAGAAAGGGCCUCAACGUCGGCUGUGACAGUGCUUCACUUCUUUUUAACGUGUUCACCUUUUUCUCCGGCGUCAACCAGGGAACGUGCUUCGUUACCACACUGACGUUGUUCCCACGUGCACACGGCUACACUCAUCUGUGUACCCCCCCUCCUGCCCACCGCCGCAGUCGUCCAGCUGACACGCCAGAUAGCGAGGGACCACAUGGGCCGACCGAAGAUUGCGACGUUAUCUGGGGUUCGACACGCAAAUCGAACGAAUACAUGUAUACGCAAAUUCUGUUUCGCUAUCGAGUGCAUGCGUAUCUGAGAUUAUUGUUUAAUGCCGAUUAUUUUAUCUUGCGGCAAGAACGUCAAUUGCCUGAUGGGAAUCCGCGAUAUGAGGCGGGCGCAACUGUGCCGCUGAUCUGGUGUUCGACCGCCUGUCCGUCCGUCGGUCAUUCGCUUGGCGGCGUCGCCGUUGUAUCGACUACGGUGGCGUCCGUAUUCAUGAUACAGUACGCUGAGUAA
Messenger RNA from Soboliphyme baturini, 780 nucleotides. The record is from the annotation of a GenBank genome assembly. NCBI's taxonomy places the organism in Eukaryota, Metazoa, Nematoda, Enoplea, Dioctophymatida, Soboliphymatidae.